Molecule: messenger RNA, 1740 nt
Organism: Acipenser ruthenus (sterlet)
Lineage: Eukaryota; Metazoa; Chordata; Actinopteri; Acipenseriformes; Acipenseridae
Product: achaete-scute homolog 4-like
Exons: 2
Coding region: 918-1472 (184 amino acids)
Biological process (GO): developmental process; regulation of transcription by RNA polymerase II
Molecular function (GO): protein dimerization activity; DNA-binding transcription factor activity, RNA polymerase II-specific; RNA polymerase II transcription regulatory region sequence-specific DNA binding
Source: RefSeq, a predicted model, not a curated record
CUUACUUUUUGUUCUCACCUCAUUUACCUGCUUUAAAAAAAAAAACCCAACAUCUAUUCUCUUCCCUUGAGAUUUUCAAAUUUACUGCAGUUGAGACUCUGCAGAAGCACUUAAAGGACUUGUGUUGAGAUACAGCUUUUCUUAAACCAGCGUUUGAACAGUCAAAGGGGCUGUCUUUGCUUUCUGAAUGAGAUACACAAUAACUGAUUGCAAACCUUAUCUGAAAUCUGGCUGUCAGUAAUGUAGGAGAUGCUUGAAAGGAAGCUAAUCCAAGCUCUUCCUAGUUGCAGCUGCAGCAUUUUGACUGAUUCUAAGAUGUUCCAAGCCACUGAACUAUUGGAUUGAACCAUUUAAGUUUUUUUAGUGGUUCAAUGCAAUCCAAGACCCUGUGCUUUUCCUUUUGAAGAAAUGCAUUGACAUAAACAAGAACUGGAUAUAAUUUCUUGGAGGCAAUAAUAAUAAUAAUCAUCCCUAGAAGAUCUGCUGUGCAAGACCUCUAAAGCUAUCAUUUAGAAGAUUACUCACCAUCCUACUCAAGAGAUAAAACAACUUCAAAGUCUAUUGUUUAAACAAUAAGGAGAGCUAAUAAUAUUUUUUGGCCUUAUUGGUUUUGCCUGCGAGCUCAAGUGAUUAGUCCAGUUUCUUUUUGGGUUCCUUUCAUGAACUGGGAUAUAAAUAAAGCCUCUUUUGAACACAGCAACAUCAGAAGAAACUUUUAGGAACGUUAAUGCACUGUUCAGCCCACUGGAUUUGCAGUUGACAUUUAAUGGGGCCAUUGUAUGUCUCCUGAACUUGUUAAAGACACUGUCUGCAGCCAUAAACUUUUUUAAAAAUUUAAUUUAUUAAGUAAAGAUCUGAAGUGCAAACGACUUUGGGCUAAAAACAGUUUUGUCAUAGAAGCGUUCUAAAGUUAAAGAAUGGCUGCUGAUCAACCAGCGUCUUUAGUAGAACGUAUUCCAUACCCAAGAUCCAUGUCAGUCAGUUUACCAAUUGACCACCCUGGGGUACCAUUGGCAGAUACAUUUAGAGUGCCAUUUCAUUUUGAACCAUCCUACCUCGAGCAGGCUUACAGUCAUGGAUACUCGAGGACACUUUCAUACAUGCCAUUUACCGGUCACCUCGGGGUCUACGACUACUCAUUCGAACCGGCUUUCAUCCGGAAACGCAACGAAAGAGAAAGACAAAGGGUUCGGUGUGUCAACGAGGGCUACUCGCGGCUUCGGGAGCAUCUGCCGCAGGAGUUAGAGGACAAACGACUUAGCAAAGUCGAGACCCUGAGAGCGGCAAUUAACUACAUCAAACACCUCCAAGGCUUGCUGGAUCUUCAUGCAUCAGGUUUGUCAUCAAGUAAAGAAAAACAGAUCUCCAGUUCUUCAAGUCCCUCGCAGAGAACAGAGAGCAACAGCGACGGGGAAUCCAAGACUUCUGCAACCUCCUCACCCUACAGCGAUUCAGGCGACAUGAGUAGAUAGAAAGAAGCACACAGAGUCCUUUAAUGAAAUACAUAGACUUUGAGAAACUUGGCCAGAAGCACCAAUUCAACUGAACCAAAUACCAAAGCUUCCAUUUCAAUUGUGCUGCAAAUAAUAGCUAUGCAGAUAUUAAUAAUGAACAGAACAAAAUGAAUGUUCUGUAAUUGGAAUAAAAAUACACAAAAAAGCAUCACAAACAAUUAAAUAUACAGCUAUUAGUUUGUUGACAUAGAACGUUGCUAUUGGAAACACUUGUAGUAAUACCAAA